GCGACGCUCUUACGACCGUAUAUAAAUCUGUUUGUGGUGAGGCGCGCUCAGUACAAGUUGCCACCUGACGAGGGAUAGAAACCGUCCUGAGGAGCUUGAGCAGACAUGGCAGACAAAACGGCUUUGGUGCUGCUGGCAGAAGGAGCCGAGGAGAUGGAGCUGGUCAUCUCAAUUGACGUCAUGCGACGUGCAGGGAUCCGCGUGAUGGUGGCUGGCGUGGCCGGCGCCUCCCCCGUGCGCUGCCGGCGAGACACGCUGGUCGUGCCAGACGUCAGCCUAGUGGAGGCCAUGACCCACGGCACCUACGACGCCGUCGUGCUGCCCGGCGGCAUCCCGGGCGCCAAGAACCUGGCCGCGUCAUCUGAGGUUGGAUCGCUGUUAAGAGAGCAAGAGAGAGCUGGUCGUUUCGUAUGCGCUAUUUGUGCAGCGCCUACAGUUCUCAAGGCACACGGUGUUGGCUACGGCAAGAAUAUCACAUCUUUUCCGCCUCUUAAGGACGCCAUGGUGGAGGGCGACAAGUACAACUACAAGGAAGACAAAGUAGUCGUGGACGGAAAGCUCAUUACGAGCCGUGGACCGGGCACGGCGUUCGACUUCGCUCUGCGGAUCGUGGAGGAGAUGGUGGACAAGGAGGCAGCGCUCACCGUGGCAAAGGCGAUGCUGCUGGCGUGAGGGGGCCACGCCUCCUACGUACUCAGCGCUCACGCCAAAAUACGAGAACACACACUUUGUCCACCCUCACGUUUGCAAAUACAGUGAUAUUUCAUCUCUCCAUAUGCGUAAAUGGUCCUCGUAGUUUCGGCGUGGUAGGCAACUUAAUGGUAAUAUAACUUGUAGAUAACGUUGAGAAUGAGCUACCAAAUUGAAGAACUGGCUGUAAAUAAUGAUUAAGGACAAGCUGGAAUUUCAAGCGCAUCAAUUGUGAUUUAUUUAUUCCGGUAUGUCAUUUUUUCAAAUGUUUCCAAUACAACGCUACAUUUUUUAAAUUGCAAAACCUAUUCAAAAUAUUAUUCUUAAAAAGUUUCCAGUGAGCACUCGUUUACUUGCAAACGUGAGUAAUCAUUUACUUACGAUUGUUUACUUACUGUGCGAGUUAGCAAAACGUUACUGUGAAACCUCUCAAAAAUAUAAAUUCAAAAUGCUAAAACAGUUUCAGUUUAUGAUACUAAGAUUUUGCAUUACAAGUUUUUGCAAUAACAAAGUAUAACAAACUCAAAAAUUACUUGUUUGAUUCAGCAAAAUACAAAAUUAUUUUUAUUGUCGCCUUACUAGAGCACGUAAAUGAUGAGAGGGGUGACCUCUAACAUUUCUGUCAUCGCACUCUCACGUAAAUUCACGUAGACCGUGGUAAGGGAUGUAGCUUAACAUUGUUUAAGUAAUUAUUCUUAUCUGCUCAUUAGCAACAACUAUUGAGGCCCAUUUGCAUUCCUGAAAAUAUUCGGAAUCUUUAUCUGAGUCGUAGUUAUCCACAUCAUCUCCGAUUUGUACAGCUCAUCACCGAAAAACAAUUUCUUGGCACGAACACAACACGUAAUACUACUACUGGCGGUUAUGUUUUUGCACUUACCACUGUUUACAUGCAAAGAUUCUGCAAACUUGCCGUCAGUGACAAGCUGGAAUUAGAGAUGAAACUUUCAUUUCUUGGUUCAUCGUGAAACUAUCAACUAAUAUGAAUAAAGCACAUCACCUACCAUGUUUUACAUGCAGUAACUCUUGAUUCUCAUUGACUGUCACUUACCACUGUUUAGAGUCGAGGUCAUCAAAUAACUCUUUUCAAGUAAGUCUUUAUAGUGCUUUGAAAAAUAUCUGUUUUGGAAUCCGUAAAUAUCUUCGCUGCAUUUGUUAUACAUCAAAAUCACACACACAC
Molecule: messenger RNA, 1867 nt
Organism: Schistocerca americana (American grasshopper)
Lineage: Eukaryota; Metazoa; Arthropoda; Insecta; Orthoptera; Acrididae
Product: Parkinson disease protein 7 homolog
Exons: 6
Coding region: 106-672 (188 amino acids)
Biological process (GO): protein deglycation, glyoxal removal; guanine deglycation, glyoxal removal
Cellular component (GO): cytosol; nucleus
Molecular function (GO): protein deglycase activity
Source: RefSeq, a predicted model, not a curated record